AUGUCUACUCCAGUUAUUGUUGGCUUUGCCGUUGCUGGUGCAGCUACCGCAGCACGACUCGGUUUAAGAGCAUUUCAAGAAUAUCAAAAGAUGCCAAAAGCACCAAGACUUUCAAAAUUCUACAAAGGAGGCUUCGACCCAAAGAUGAAUAAAAGAGAAGCUGCUCUGAUUCUUGGGCUUAGAGAAUCUCAAGCAACUAAAGCCAAAAUAAAGGAAGCUCACAGACGUAUCAUGUUGUUAAACCAUCCUGAUCGAGGAGGAUCACCUUUCUUAGCGUUAAAGAUUAAUGAAGCAAAGGAAUUUUUGGAACAAAAGGUCAAAAAGUAA
Messenger RNA from Rhizopus microsporus ATCC 52813, 327 nucleotides. RefSeq names its product mitochondrial import inner membrane translocase subunit TIM14. The record is from RefSeq and is a predicted model, not a curated record. The transcript is spliced from 3 exons. Gene Ontology annotation, biological process: protein import into mitochondrial matrix. The coding region runs from base 1 to 327 and encodes 108 amino acids. Gene Ontology annotation, molecular function: ATPase activator activity. Lineage: Eukaryota; Fungi; Mucoromycota; Mucoromycetes; Mucorales; Rhizopodaceae. Gene Ontology annotation, cellular component: PAM complex, Tim23 associated import motor.